UCGCUUACACACAGAGCAAUAUUACGAGUUGUUUUCUCCAGUCUCUAUACGUCUCCAGACAUCUAAAGUAAAACGCUGUAACAGAAGAAACGUGAUGAAAUGCACGUACGCGAGUUCAUUUAUGUGACGGACCGCUUGGUGCGUAGCUUAUUUAGUUCCGGGUGUGUGUGUGUGCGAGUGUGUGUGUGCAGCUCCGUUAAGCUAGCCGCCGUUAGCUAGCCUACAGCCGUAGGUGUGUCACUCUACAGCAGCGUUAGAUACCACCCAGCGCUUAGGUACAAAGUAGCCAUUUAUGCAUCGUACCUGAGAAGAAGCUUGGUGACGAGGGUGAGAAUGGCGGCAGCGUUACUGUCAGAGACGGAGAUCCAACACCGCUCUAUGGCGGAAGAGGACCCGAACGGGAACGAGCACGGCGCGGCCGCCCGCAGUAGCGCACCCCGCUGGGGACCGCAGCACGCCGGGGCCCGCCAGCUCGCCCAGCUCUACUCCCCCGGAAAACGGCUACAGGAGUGGAUCUGUGUAAUCUUGUGCCUCUCGCUCUUCACCAUCAACUUCUGCUUCCUCCUCCUCAACUUCUCCACUGUGCCCAUUUACAGAAUCAUCUUCGGCAUUGUGACAGGCAUCGUGACAGCAGACUUUGCCUCUGGAGUGGUACAUUGGGGAGCUGACACCUGGGGCUCUGUGGACAUCCCCAUCAUAGGGAAGGCGUUUAUCCGUCCAUUUCGGGAGCACCACAUCGACCCUACGGCCAUCACGCGGCACGACUUCAUCGAGACUAAUGGAGAUAACUGCAUGAUCACCAUCCUGCCUCUCGCCCACAUGGCCUACAAGUUCCUGUCCUACACGCCAGACACCCUUGCCGAGUCCUACCCCUGGGACUGUUUUGUGUUUGCUCUUGCCGUCUUUGUGACGAUGACCAAUCAGAUCCACAAGUGGUCGCACUCCUACUUUGGCCUGCCAAGAUGGGUCACUCUGCUGCAGGACUGCCACCUAGUGCUGCCCCGCAAGCACCACCGUAUCCACCAUGUGUCCCCUCAUGAGACCUACUACUGCAUUACUACAGGCUGGCUGAACUACCCUCUGGACCGGAUAGGUUUCUGGAGGAGGAUGGAGUGGUUGGUGGAGAAGUUGACCGGACAGAGGCCACGCUGUGAUGACAUGGCCUGGGCCAAAAAGACAGAGUGAGACGAUGACAGGACUGCAGCUCCGUCCUGUUCCACCGUCCACCGUCUCUCACUCCUCUCCUCCUCUGAGCUGAGGGGGAGCCCCUUGGAGGGAGAAAAACAGAAUAUGGGCCUUACCUCUGACCCCCUAAUCCACCCUUAACCACCCUCUCAUUUCUCUCCAUCACUAUAGCACACAAAGUUUCCGCUCCUGAGGCCUUCACCUGUCUCUGAGGUCUGCAACACACAAACCCUGUCUCUGACUCUUCCACGUCUCCUCCCUCUACUGGUUUUCAUUCACACUCCGUCACACUCCCUCACACUCACACAGCAGAAAGAGAAAGCUGAAUUUAAGGCAUGUGUCUUGCAGCACAGCACUAAAACAUUAGAGAUAGAGAGUAAUAGCUGAUUAGUAAUAGUGAAUACUUUUGUACUAAUUCUUCCGCUGUCUGCUCGUCAUAGUGGCUUUCUCGUAUCAGAAACGUUCAUCCUCUGGAGGUUGGGCUCUCCAGGGGCCAGGAAAUAGAUCUAUUUUUAUCGUUUUUGCUUGCCAUCGGUUUUGGGGUCAGGUUUUUUUGGUUUUUUUUGUCUCGUCUCAGCACUCUGUUCGUCCAGACACACAGCUUAACCAGCGUUCUGCUUUUCUUUAGAUGUGAUAUGUCCUCCGUAUUUUUGUCUGAAAACGAUUGUCUGUGUAUUGAAACAGAAGAAAAAGCGAGUUAUGUCGGUCGGUCAUGUGAUCUGUGCUUUGGUGAAUGUUUUCCAUUUCUACACGUACCACAGAGCAGAUUUCAGGUUGCACAACACGAGCACUUAAGACCUCGGAAACGAGGUUCGCCUGAUUAGUUUUUGGACUCUGGCAGUCCAGCGUAUGUAUAUUUAAAAUAAAAAUAAUAAUAAAAAAAAACACUUGCAAGCUUGCACUUGGUUUCAGUCAGUGAAUUCACAGCGGCGCUGCUGAGACAGAAGCAGAACAGCGGCAGAGCCGUUCCCGUUACCCCUGAUUCUGCUCACACGAUCCGAACUGGUUCUUGACUCCAUGAAGCAGAACAAGUGCAAGCUUCAUGUUGGUUAGUACCAGGCUAAUGCUAACUAAUCCCACACUCCCAGCGUAUCCACCUAAUCUCUAUCCACCGCAAAUGUAGCAUUCUGCAGCGGAAAGGAACUUCAACACGUUUCUCUGUACACGGAGAUGAUGUCCAACUCCUUAACACGCUUUAUUCUUGUGAAGAAAUGUGUAAAAUAUAUGCGACUGCUUUAAAGUCAAACUGUUACGUUUUAACCAUAAAGUUCUGUAAAUUGCUCUUAAUCAAGAAACAAUAUAUUAAAGUCCUUUCUUUUCUUUUUUUUUGCGCUUUUUCCAAAGAUUUUUUUUUUUCUUUCCACGUGUUACAGAUGUAGAUUAGACUACUGGAGUAUUAUUAUUUUUUAACUCUUGUGGCUUAGACAAAAAGAAAAAGGUCAGUAAAAUAUAUUAGCAUGCUUUAUUUUGGGAAACGAUCAUGGUGUUGAGUAAAAUGAAUCCGAGAUCAAAAAAAAGAUAUUAGCCAGAUAUUUUCCUUCCUUCCUUCACCCUUAUCCAGACACUGUCUUGAUGUUUUGUCUGACUGUGAAGUGCAGGUAGAUGGUGAGAGUAAGAAAACAGCCAUAGUACAUCUGCUCCACUCGUCUGUUCUCUCCUCUUUCACGACUCCAGCCGCACUAGACGUGUUCGUUCCUUCUCUCUACGGCUUUAAAACGUCUCUAUUUUGUACUAAGCAAAUCAGCCUUGUAUUUAUUCGUACUGUCCAUCUUGCAGCUCACGCUUGCUGCUAGUCUGCCUUAAAUCAACGUUUUUAUUAGCUGUUUUGAUUUAAUAAAGAUCUAGAAAGUUGCAUUUUA
Molecule: messenger RNA, 3044 nt
Organism: Hemibagrus wyckioides
Lineage: Eukaryota; Metazoa; Chordata; Actinopteri; Siluriformes; Bagridae
Gene: peds1a
Exons: 6
Coding region: 334-1185 (283 amino acids)
Molecular function (GO): oxidoreductase activity
Source: RefSeq, a predicted model, not a curated record